AUGGCGGCGCCCAUGACAUUUCUGUCAGUAAAAUAAAUGUCUAUAACAUUCAGUAUGUAGAGAUAUGGAAGGUAAUAUUUACAAUGCAGUUUGGUUGACAGUUGUAGCAUGUCUAUGGGGAUCAACUAACCCUCUUAUAAAGAGAGGAAGCUCUGGUAUUGAACAUAUCAAUUCUUCAAAUGCUGUUUGCCAGUUUUUUAGUGAAAUCAAGUUCCUAAUAACAAACUGGAAGUACAUUGUACCAUUUUUAAUCAAUCAAAGUGGUUCUGUUGUCUAUUACUUGACACUAGCAUCUGCAGAUUUAACCCUGGCAGUACCAAUCACUAAUUCCCUUACGUUCAUCUUCACAACAAUAACUGGUAAGCUUUUGGGAGAGAAGUUCGGCAAUAAAGAUACGUAUAUUGGAAUGUUGUUCAUCGUGAUUGGUGUUACACUAUGUGUACUGGAUAAAGCACUGGCAAAUCAAGAGUAACGACAAUAUAUACAGUGAUUCAUUCUUGUCAAAAACAUGACCUAAGAAAAAUAUAUCUUGCAUUCAUGAAAAAAAAAAUAUCAAAGUGUGCUUUUUCAAUCUUUUGAUAACACAAUAUUUGCAUAAUAUGAUUAUGCAAAUAUAUUUAAAAUAUUCUUACUGGUCAUUGUAUGUUUUUCUAUUUCUCAUAAAUGUGAAAAUAACAUUGUCUCUUAACUUCUUGAAAGUCAUCAUAAAUAAUGGUAAAAUCUAGUGCCUGAUAAACAACAAAUUAUUAAUCAUAUUUAAUCUUUGAAUGAAAAAUAUUGAAAUAAAAAAGGCACUGUUAUAUGCAAGUCAAUAACAUACACAUGUACAUUGUAAGCUUAAAUAGAGUACAUGAUACUUCACAUUGAAUUAGAUACCAGACAUGAUUAGGAGUAUGUGCGAAUAAUGUUAAGAUCACCUUUUGAAAUAAAUAUGUGAUGAAUUGAUUGUGUUUUAAUGCUAUGUGGACUUUUUACUUAAUAAGUAAUAAUUUCAAACUGUUGAAUACCUAAUUUAGUCACCAAUUUUUUAAGCAAAUAUUAUGAAAUAUAAUGCACAUAUGGACAAGUUUAUACAUAUAAGCUGUAUUAUAAAUGCUUUCAUGUGAUGGAUAAAGCUUACUAUAUACUUUCACCUUCUUGCCCCUCUUGUUUUCUAUAUAGAUUGUAAACUGUCCCAAAUUUUCACAAGUACUAAAUUUAAUUUCAAAGUUUGAAGACGUGUCUAAUUUGUCGUACCUGUAAGUAUACUUAUGUGUAAACUAAUCCACUCUAUUAUUUUUAAGAUUUCAUGAAACAAAUAUUACUGUUUGCCAUAACAUUUUCAUUUUCCAAUAAAUUAUACUGUAUAAGGUUUAACAAGUUUCAAUAAAAUCAAAAGCAUUUGUAGA
Molecule: messenger RNA, 1388 nt
Organism: Saccoglossus kowalevskii
Lineage: Eukaryota; Metazoa; Hemichordata; Enteropneusta; Harrimaniidae
Product: transmembrane protein 234 homolog
Source: RefSeq, a predicted model, not a curated record